GACCUGGUAGCCUGGGUGACUGCUGGCUUCCUCCACAUCCCUCACGCUGAGGAUAUCCCCAACACGGUUACCGUGGGCAACGGAGGCGGGGUCCUGCUGAGGCCUCACAACUACUUUGAUGAAGAUCCAUCGGUGAAUUCCCCCGACGCCGUGUACUUUGAGCCUGGCAGUGAGGACAGCUGUGAAAACAACAGGAUGGCCUGCCUUGCUCAAGAGACCUGCAGCCCCGUGCUGGAACCCUUCAGCUACCACGGCUUUGAGGGCGUGAUGAAGUUUACUUGAACAAACUGAGAAGUGAGAUCAGAAAAAGGUUCAUCUGUGUCAUUUAUUACUAACAGCUAGAUUUGUAAUUGGUCUGGAGCGGUGGUUCUCAACCUGUCUGCACAACGUUCCACCUCUGAGGAAACAU
Cynoglossus semilaevis (tongue sole) is the source of this 409-nucleotide messenger RNA. RefSeq names its product membrane primary amine oxidase-like. Gene Ontology annotation, cellular component: plasma membrane. The transcript has a single exon. Gene Ontology annotation, molecular function: primary methylamine oxidase activity; quinone binding; copper ion binding. Gene Ontology annotation, biological process: amine metabolic process. The annotation marks the transcript as partial. Lineage: Eukaryota; Metazoa; Chordata; Actinopteri; Pleuronectiformes; Cynoglossidae. The record is from RefSeq and is a predicted model, not a curated record.